Messenger RNA from Monoraphidium neglectum, 357 nucleotides. RefSeq lists its product as hypothetical. The transcript has 2 exons. The record is from RefSeq and is a predicted model, not a curated record. Bases 1 to 357 code for a protein of 118 amino acids. NCBI's taxonomy places the organism in Eukaryota, Viridiplantae, Chlorophyta, Chlorophyceae, Sphaeropleales, Selenastraceae.
AUGCCUCGCAUGCGCCUGCUCCGCAACCGCCCACAAGUGCCCCCACCCCCCGACCGCACCCGACCCCACCCUGGCAACAGCACCCCUGAGGACCUGUCACAAGAGGGGCCCUACGGGGUCGUGCUGGUGCACGAUUCUCUGCAGGUGCCGCGCCCUGGCCACCACCGCCCCACGCGCCUGGCGCUCACCGUCAGCGCGCCGGCCGUCGCGCCGGCUGAGCCGCCUCUGCCGGGGCCGCCCUACCCCGUGGUCCUGCUGCUCAAUGGGUUCCAGGCGCGCGCCACCCAGUAUGCGCCCUUCGCCCGCCGCCUGGCGUCCUGGGGCUUCCUCGUGAUGCAGGUGGGCCUGGGGCGAUAG